CGUUAUUUUUUAGGAACCAAAAGAUCAAAUGGCAUCAAGAAUGUUCAACGCAGGAGUAAACGAGGGACAAUCAACCACGAGGCCACCAUUGUUCGAUGGAACCAACUACUCGUAUUGGAAGGAGAGAAUGAGAAUCUUUAUCCAAUCCAACGACUACAAGCUGUGGUUGAUUGUGAAGAACGGCUGUGGAGUCCCGAUGAAGAAAGUCGGUGAAGUCAAUGUUCCCAAAACCGAAGAAGAGUUCACCGACGAAGAUUGCAAAAAGAUGGAGCUCAACGCCAAGGCAAUAAACAUGAUUUAUUGCGGUAUUAACGCGGAUGACUACCGCAAAAUCUCGCGGUGUGAAACCGCAAAACAAAUGUGGGAUAAAUUGGAGGUCACCUACGAAGGAACCGCGCAGGUUCGGGAGGCCAAAAUUGACCAUCUCACUCACGAGUAUGAACUCUUUUCAAUGAUGGAAAAAGAAAAGAUUGAGGAAAUGUUUGAGAGAUUCUCUAACAUCAUCAAUCCCCUAAAUCUUCUCGGGAAGACAUACACCGACCGAGAGCUCGUGAGAAAGGUGCUGCGAAGCCUAUCUCCUAAAUGGCGUUCAAAGGUGGACGCAAUCGAAGAAGGUCGUGACUUCCAAACAACGACCUAUGAUGCUCUUUGAGGAUAAUGUGAUAUCUCGCGGGCACGUUGAAUGUAGGUCUUUGGUAUCCCAAAGGUUCAACAUGUCAUCUUGUUGGCUAUUCCGACUCGGAUUUUGCAGGUUGCAAACUCGAUAGGAAAAGUACCAGCGGUACUUGCCACUUAUUCGGUCAUUCGCUAAUCUCGUGGUUUAGUAAGAAACAG
Messenger RNA from Cuscuta campestris, 834 nucleotides. NCBI's taxonomy places the organism in Eukaryota, Viridiplantae, Streptophyta, Magnoliopsida, Solanales, Convolvulaceae. The record is from the annotation of a GenBank genome assembly.